AUUAGUUGCUGAUGUACUAAUAUCAAUGUCCAAUGUUUAUCACAUUAUCAGUACAAAUUUCAUAAGCUUUAUAUUCAAUUACUUUACCAUCUUUAAUUAAAUUCUUAACUCUCACAGAAUGUGGGAUAUUUAAUAAUGAUAAGAUGACAAGACUGUCAACACAAGAAUCAUAGCCCUUAAAACCAAAACUAUUUGGUUCUAACACAUCUAUGCCUAACUACCACAAACAACUCUGUGUCUAUUUAUAGAGGCAUAUAAUUAAUUUAAAAGAUAAAAAAACAGCUAGAAACUUAUCAUAAACUUAAGUAAUCAACAGCAACGCUAUGCAAAGUUAUUAGAAAAUUUGCCUAAUGGACAACCUUAUUUCAACCCAGACAGUAGAUGACAUUAAAAUUAGUGCAAAAAAAAAACAACAAAAAACCAAUAAUAAUUAAUCAUAACGCAGUUCAAGAGGUUAAAUCUACACAUCUAAACUUUAUCAUUCAACAUAUAAACCCCUAUUCUCCAAAACAGUCACAGUGAGUGAGGUUUAAACAGUGGCAUUCAGUCGUCUAGCACUAGCACAGAUAAAAUGGCCAAAAUCAUUUUACUGGCUACUCUCCUGAUCGCCGUCUGCCACACUGGUCAGACACAGAUUGUUUCGAGUAGUGGACAAUGGUCCAAAGAUGGUACCCAGCUUCUCUCUCAAAUCCAGAGCCAUCUUCUACAGCUCCAGACUAUUGUAUCUGAUCAUGGUCACCUGUUUAUGGACAUUCAGAAGAAAAUAAACAACCUCUCCGAAACUGACAAGCAUCUGAGUCGAAAUCUGACCGACCAGGAGCAGGCAAUGCUCAAAGAUAUACAGCAUUUACAACGUCAAAUGGUCAGUUCCCAUGCCAAGAUGACCAAUGUGACUAUCACAUUGAAAGACUUGAGCUCAGCAGUGUCAAGGAUGCAGAAAUACACGGACCAGCAAAACAUGUUCAACCUGCUGUUAACAGACAGGAUAAAUCUUCUCACAAAAUUGGCAUUAUACAGCCAGUACCAGACCUCUUACUAUUACUACGUCAGUUCUACACUGUCCUGGGAUGACGCAGCAAAUUACUGUAAAAAGAUUCACCCACAAGGUCAUCUAGCUACAAUCCAGUCCCAGGGAGAAAAUGACUUUAUUGCCAAACUGCUCCCUUAUGGUGCUACAUCUUUCCUUGGUGGACAUGACAGAGUGCAAGAAAACAAGUGGCAGUGGGAAAACGGAGAAACAUUCAAUUACACAAACUGGAGUCCUGGAGAACCCAACAAUGGUGCUUCAAGAGAACACUGCAUUAUAAUGUAUCAAAACAAUAAACAAUGGAAUGAUGCUUACUGUACACCAGGCAACUCUUUUGUGUGUGAAAUCGAUUCCUAGGAUCAGGGAAGAAAAUACUUUUAGUCUUUAUCCAACACUUAGAUUUGAUUUUAAUUUAAUCUACUUAGGCUAAAAGAAAUGAAACACACUUUGAUUGUUUUGCUUAUUUACCACCUUUUUGUUUUAAAAACUGGAGAAACACUGGUCAAAUAAUGCUAGUGUGACACUAAGAUUAUGCUUCAUAAAUUAAACUUUUUCAUUUUUCUGUGUGAAUAAUUUUGCAAGGUUUACAAAAUAUUGUAAAACACUAUUGUUUGCAUGAUGCAAUGAAGGUAAUGAAUUUCCACUGCCAUGCUACUGCAAUAUUUUAUAUCUUCCUUCUUGAAGCACAAAUAAACAAGGCAGCAAAGCUGUCAAAUGUACAGACAA
Molecule: messenger RNA, 1753 nt
Organism: Lingula anatina
Lineage: Eukaryota; Metazoa; Brachiopoda; Lingulata; Lingulida; Lingulidae
Product: C-type lectin domain family 17, member A
Source: RefSeq, a predicted model, not a curated record